AGCAUCAAAACGAGGACGGCGCACCGGGGAGAUAAGUGCUGUUGCGCGGUUUUGUGGAGUGGACAUAUUUGGGCUCUUUUUACGCACGCAUGUUACGCACUGGGACAAACUGGAAUUAAGGACAUCUUCGAUUUUUGUGUAUUUUAUGGAAUAAAACAACUUAAAACAUGAUUCUAAAUAUAAAACAUAUCCUGUGGAUUUACUGUGUCUGUGAAGCUGCGACUGCAACAGCCCUCAAUACAUUAUCAAUAAUAAAACCAGUCACUGGGUCCCUUUCAGGGAAGGUGAACCUUCCCUGCUUCUUCUCCACCAUCCCAACCUCAGCACCAGUCAUCAGUCCCAAUGGAACAGCCAUUUACAGCAGAGAUUACUUGCGUAUCAAAUGGACCAAAAUAGAAGGAGGAGUAGAAUCCACGGUGCUGGUGGCACAAAAUGGGGUGAUCAAAAUAGGCUCCAUCUACAGGAAUCGUGUAUCAGUGCCCAGUCACCCCGAGGAUGUAGGCGAUGCCUCACUGACAAUGGUCAAGCUGCGUGCCAGUGAUGCAGGUACUUAUCGCUGUGAGGUCAUGUACGGCAUCGAGGACACCCAGGACACAGUUAACCUUGAUGUCAAUGGUGUGGUUUUUCACUACCGGGCAAGCACCAGCAGGUACACUCUGGACUACCAUAAGGCGAUUCAAACUUGUCGGAAUAUUGGAGCAACCAUUGCUACUUAUGAACAACUGAAAGCAGCCUACGAGGAUGGCUUUGAUCAAUGUGAUGCUGGCUGGAUUGCAGACCAGACAGUGAGAUACCCAAUUACAAAGCCAAGGAAGGGUUGCUAUGGUAACCUGAAGACAAAACCUGGUGUUAGGACGUAUGGUACCAGGAAGCCCACGGACACCUAUGACGUUUACUGUUAUGCAGACAAACUUGAUGGUGAAGUGUUCUAUGCUCCUGUGACCCGUAAGAUGACCUUUGAGGAGGCCAGUGAAGAGUGUAAGAAGAGGAAAGCUGUCCUGGCAAGUCCUGGUCAGCUCCAUGCUGCUUGGCGACAUGGUCUGGACAAGUGUGACUAUGGCUGGCUUUCUGAUGGAAGUGCACGGCAUCCUGUUGCAGUACCCCGACUGCAGUGUGGUGGAGGCCUGAUAGGUGUCAGGACCAUGUACCGUUACAGAAACCAGACCGGCUUCCCAGAACCAACUAAGAAGCUUGGAGCUUACUGUUUUCAAGGAAGGAGAUGGAUGUUCAACCAGACUUCUUUUGUUGAUGUGUCUGUGGAAGAAACCACCACCACCAGCAUCAGCCCCACUACCUCCAUCCCAUUACUAGAGAGCACUACCACUACACUAAGCCCAACAUCUGAUACUGUAACAGAGGCAGAAGAGUCUCCAGACUCUCCAGUUCCAUCUAUGUUCUCUACUAGUAUGUCUCCACCACGCCCCACACCAGCAGGCCAAAAAGAAGAGUUAAUAACCACAGUUGCUCCCACCAUCAAAGAGGAAGAGGAUGCUGAUGAUGUCACAGUUCCACCAGACUUUGACAUUAAUGACUUCUUAAGCAAAAAUGUAACUGAUAAAGAAUUUGUUCCCUAUCGUGGUGACACAUUCACAACACCCCAAAGCCCAACAGAAAGCAGUGAUACCACAGAUUCUGUUUCCAAGCCCAUGGAGGAGCCAGACGAUCACUCUAUAAUUGAGAUAAAAACUAUCCAACCUGAUGUCCCAAAACCAGAUGAGUCUCUAAUCACAGAGCCAAUGUUUGCUGAGGGAAAGACUGAAGAAACUAUUCCUGAUUCUGGGAUUACCACAGCAAUGGACUCUGACCUCACCAACACACCAACAGAUUCAACUGACCUGACCAGCGAAGAAGCAUUAAGCUCCUCAGAAACCACACCCUCAACCACUGGGCUUCAUUCAACAACAUCGUUCCCAGACUACGAUCACAGCAUUGAAGAGAUUGACAUUGAUUACGCUCCGGAGGGUCUGCCACCUGCUCAGCUGCCCACACAGGUCUUCUCACCCGGCCCCUCAGAUAGCACUGGUGUUUUUGAGGAAACAGCAAUCCCCUCAGCAAUCCCCUCAACAAUUCCCACUGACACAACUUUUCCCACUGACAUAACCACUGACACAACCUUUAUGUGCCACAUGGGCAGUGAGGUGGAGAUAAGCACCACAGAACCGCCAGAGAGUACAUCAUCAACAGGUGUACACGUCUUUGAUGAGUCUGAAGUACCAGAGCAUGGCAGUGACAAUGCGACAGAGGACAGCACCAAAGCAGAGAUUGAUACAGAGUUCUUUACAUCGGCUCCAGUGGUUUCAGCUGUCAGGACCACAGCUUCACAGACAGUGGGCCCUGUUGACCAGGCUGUAGCACAAGAUUCUCAGUCUCAUACCAUACCUGAUGUGCCUGAUGAUCCAACUCCCUCCAUAGCUGAUGGGGCCGACCCAGACGUUCACUCCCAAACUGCUGCAACCAUCACUCCAACUGUUAGCUUUAUCAAUGGUAAACAUGAAAUCACACUGGAGCCAAAGAGUCAAGAGGAAAAGGAAGCCAAAGGCCCUGAGGUAGAUGAGCUUCCCAAAUCUGGUCCAACACAGAAAGAACUAACCUCUGGACCAGCCUCGACAGUGGAGGACACCGCUCCAGCAAAAACCACUGAAGCUGGUCCAACAGCCACUGAUGCCAAAGAGGGUCACUGUGUCACCAACGGCCACAGCAUCACUGGAGUCUGGAACAAGUGGUUCUCCAAAAACCUCUGUACCUGCACCCUCAUCAACCACCAGCAGUAUGAAACGAACCCCAAUGUCAACUAA
Molecule: messenger RNA, 2795 nt
Organism: Labrus mixtus (cuckoo wrasse)
Lineage: Eukaryota; Metazoa; Chordata; Actinopteri; Labriformes; Labridae
Product: versican core protein-like
Exons: 10
Coding region: 168-2795 (875 amino acids)
Biological process (GO): cell adhesion
Molecular function (GO): hyaluronic acid binding
Source: RefSeq, a predicted model, not a curated record